AACCCAGUUUUCUGUCUUUCCUCUGUAGAAAGAAGUUAAUCGGAGGGAAGGUACCAGGGCAACAUGAUGACCUCCCCAAACACAACCACGCCCAGCGAUGUCCUCUUUCCAAAUCCAACUUCUCAGCCAAACUGGUGCCCCCCCACUUGCACCUUCCCCCAUUCCACCGCCCAACAUAUUAGUCACCGUGCCAACAAUUACAAGCGGCAUCCCAAGAGAAGGAAGUUAAUCCGGCCUUCUCCCCCUCCUCCUCCCAAUACUCCCAUUCCCAUCGAGCUCAUUGAUUUCAGUGAGAUCCCGCCACGACAUUCCUUCUUGGAACUGCUUUUCAAUGGGUGUAUUCUGUUUGGGAUUGAGUUCAGCUAUGCAAUGGAAACAGCCUAUGUCACUCCUAUCCUCCUACAAAUGGGCUUACCAGAUGAACUGUACAGCAUGGUUUGGUUCAUCAGUCCCAUAUUAGGUUUCUUGGUUCAGCCUGUGUUAGGUGCCUGGAGCGACAGCUGUUCCUCUCGCUUUGGCCGGCGCAGACCCUUCAUACUGGUUCUGGCAAUUGGUGCACUGAUUGGCCUCUCGUUGCUACUCAAUGGUCAGGACAUUGGUCUUGCUGUUGCUGACACAGUGACUAACCACAAAUGGGGCAUCAUUCUGACUAUCUGUGGUGUUGUAUUAAUGGAUUUCAGUGCCGACUCAGCAGACAACCCGAGCCACGCCUACAUGAUGGAUGUCUGCUGCCCAGAGGAUCAGGAUCGAGGCUUGAAUAUCCACGCUCUACUGGCAGGUCUGGGAGGUGGAUUUGGUUACAUCAUUGGUGGGAUCAAGUGGGACCGGACAAAUUUUGGAAAAGUGUUAGGAGGUCAGCUUCGGGUUGUCUACAUUUUCACUGCAAUAACACUGACCAUAACUACCAUCCUGACACUGACCAGUAUCCCAGAAAAGCGGCUGAACACACAGGGCAAAAGGAAGAAAGUGAUGAAGAGCCCCAGCCUUGCUCUACCUCCCUCUCCACCAAUGGUUCUCGAAGAAGGUGGAGGCCAGACUGCCAGUCAAAAUGCCACGCGGAUGUACACCAGCAUGACUAGUCCCAUUUCCCCACUGAGCCCCCUGACCCCCAAGUACGGGAGUUUUAUGAGCCGCGACAGCUCUCUGACUGGGAUUAAUGAGUUUGCCUCAUCCUAUGGGACCUCUUAUAUUGACACUGUCCUCAUCGACUGCUACACAGGGGCCAAUGACCAGUACAUCAGCUUUCCCAGACACACACUGAGCGCCAGUCUCCCCCGGAUACCCGAUGCAGUGGAAAAUGAGGAAAUGGGGUCCUCAGUGGUCAGUGAGAAUACAGGGAGCCUGCAGGUUGCUUCGCUCGAUGCCACGAGAAACCCAGCAUCAGGAAUUCUCAAAAGACCUGAAACUUUGAGCAUUCCAAACAAUUACCUUGGAAACGGUGGUGACAACAAUCGGAGGAGGACAGUAACCUUCAGUCAACAGGUUGCGAAUAUCUUGCUGAAUGGAGUGAAAUACGAAACUGACUUGAAUGGAUCAGGAGAAUUAUCAGAAAGGCCUCUCUCCACAUCCUCCUUGUUCUCAUCAAUCUGUCAGAUGCCAAAACCGUUGCGGAAUCUGUGUGUUAAUCACUUCUUAGGCUGGCUUUCCUUUGAAGGCAUGCUGCUUUUUUACACUGACUUCAUGGGGGAGGUGGUGUAUGGAGGGGACCCCAAGGCCCCUCGUGACUCAGAAGCAUUUCAGAACUACAACGCAGGAGUGAGUGUGGGCUGCUGGGGUAUGUGCAUCUACGCAUUCAGCGCUGCGUUUUACUCAGCACUCCUGGAGAAGCUCGAAGAAUAUUUCAGUAUCCGAACUCUAUACUUCUUUGGCUACCUUUCCUUUGGGAUUGGCACUGGCAUUGCCACUCUGUCCAGGAACAGCUAUGUUCUUUUAUCGCUCUGUGUUACAUAUGGGGUGCUAUUUUCUUCACUUUGCACUCUACCCUACUCGCUGCUGUGUGAAUACUACCAGAGCAAAAAGUUUGUAGGACCGAAUGCAAAUGGGACCAAGCGGGGGAUGGGUGUGGACAUUUCACUCCUGAGUUGCCAGUACUUCCUUGCACAGGUCAUCGUUUCCAUAGUGAUGGGCCCCCUAACAUCAGUUGUGGGCAGUGCCAAUGGGGUGAUGUACUUUGCCAGCCUGACCUCCUUCAUCGGGUGCUUAUACUCUUCUCUGUUUGUGAUUUACGAGAUCUCUCCCGAUGAUAACGGUGAGGAGCAAACUCCCCUACUUGUGAACGUCUGACUCUAUGAGUUCCACUUUCAAUAUGUUCAAGGAACU
Carcharodon carcharias (great white shark) is the source of this 2319-nucleotide messenger RNA. RefSeq names its product solute carrier family 45 member 1 (gene slc45a1). The record is from RefSeq and is a predicted model, not a curated record. Lineage: Eukaryota; Metazoa; Chordata; Chondrichthyes; Lamniformes; Lamnidae. Gene Ontology annotation, molecular function: sucrose:proton symporter activity. Bases 64 to 2283 code for a protein of 739 amino acids. The transcript has 8 exons. Gene Ontology annotation, biological process: transmembrane transport. Gene Ontology annotation, cellular component: membrane.